CAUACAUAAAUGUGAGCUGGAUGUUUACGAGAACUAGGAACGGCAUGCAAAUCAGCUCGAUAUUGAUUCAAACUCACAGCACACGAUUCAAUGAAUCUAUUCUAGCCAUUUGCUAAUAAAUAUGCUGAAAUAUGUAUUGAGGUCACCUGAACGGUACAGUCAUACAUAUAUUUGCUUGCUGUGUUCGUGGUAUUUUCAUUCUAGUAUUAAUAUAAAGUUCAUUUGAUUUGCAGUCUUAACGUUGUAUAUAUCGGAAAUUCAUCUCGGCCGCCCGACGGAACCAGGGCUGCCUACAAGGAAGACAAAACGACAGAAUGCAUCCUCUUAACGAUGACUGAAGUCGAGAACAAGCGGGAGUCAAGAAAGCUCCAGCUCUCCCACUCAAAUCAUCUACAAAUUUGAAGUGACACGUCGCCAUCCAGCAUGAAUCGCUGGGACACUAUGGGGAUGUUGUUGGGCGCGGCCCUUGUGUUGAUGUUGAUGGUAAUUUUUGGUUUCUGCUGGUGGAACUGGUCAAAGAAAAUAAAGGCUCUCGUCAAAUAUCUUUGGGACCGACGCCAUUACUGCCGUUGCCGUUGUCGCUAUAAACGGAAAAAAACCAAAGAUGACCUUCCCCGAUGGCAGACCCCUGCUGAAUUGCCGACUCGACCUAGGAACACGGCAUACGAUGACUCCAUAUCUACAUUCGCGUUAGACAGGGGCGCCACUCGAAGAGAGUCUAUACCUUCUCAGCCUACUACGUACUUUCCUUGGAACUUUAAUUACGAUAGUAGGCCUACCCAUGGCCGCGGUGAUGUUGAGGCACACGAAAGUUACAGCAACAGAACAAGCGAUCGGUUUGGGACAAUCCGGUCAUUUUUCUCAAUAGAAAACGAGGCAGAGUCAGAUACGUCAAGUACAAACUAUGGGACAGUUUCACCUUCGAAGCGGGCAUCUACCACCCAAAAAGAUAGAUCCCAGCUACGUAAACCGCAAAUCGAGCCACUCAAAGUCAAUGGGUAUUUCAUGAAAAAGCACGUGUUUCUCAUGAAAGACCUACCACAAGACACAAAUAGGUGCCAGUUUGCCUACGAAAAGGCAAGCAAUGCAUAUGCAGAAAACUGCCUCCCUCGAACUUAUACUAUGAUAUUUGUUCGCGACAAGAUGGUAUUCAAAGACGAAAUUGGCAGGGAGGCUGCGAUAAAGACUAUGAACUACGCGAAAGACUUUACGACUAAUCAGAGUUUUUACACUAUGACGUUUAAGUUGUUGCGGGAUAAUGAAUCGUAUUUGUUCAAGGAGAAAGGCCUACGGCAGCUGAGUCUGACGUGUAACGGGAAGCGCCAAAUAGAACAUUUGAAUAAGUGCGUGGAACCUUUAGCCUACGGGUAAUGCCAAGCGCCAAAUGGAACAUUUUAAUAAGACCGAGAGACCUUUCUAGCAGACGCGAAAUGCUGCCCCGCAAAUUUGGUCAAACCAAAAAACAUGUCAAACCCAUGCGGCUUGAGUAUCGCUGGAGGUUCAGAACGUUGUUGUGCGAGAAAAAAAAUGUACGUGCCAAGUUGCCCCACCACCGAGACACAUCAGUUUGCCGAGUUUCAUCACCCCCCAUGUGCAUGCAUUGCACUGCGGCACAUGUUGGCGACUUACAGCCCUCCAUUAACUUUAUUCGGUCACCAGGGUUUAGUUUCGUCAUUCCUCACUUUCAUUUUAUGAAAACACAUAUCGCUUCGUGCUUCACAACUGUAGUCUUUAUAUUUGCUAAAAAACUCAUUGGGACAAAAUUAAAAAAUAUGAAUUGUAUAUAUACAAUGUGUAUCUGUGUUUUAUCCGUAUAUCUGUAAUAUUGUAAAUUUUAUUCGUAUACGGUAUACAUGCAUCUGUAAUAUUGUGGUGCUCUAUUAACUAAUUGAAUCAAUUUUAAAUUCAGUCAGCGAUGGUCAAUGGAUCCUGCUUUCACUCAUGCAGUGGUGAAUGCAAUACUUUUACAACAAAACACUGAGUAUUUAUUUAUCCACAGAUCUGAUGUAAAAUACUUCGGAUAUAUCGGUAGUGCUAUCAAACAGCAAAAUGAUC
Molecule: messenger RNA, 2055 nt
Organism: Lineus longissimus
Lineage: Eukaryota; Metazoa; Nemertea; Pilidiophora; Heteronemertea; Lineidae
Exons: 5
Coding region: 424-1371 (315 amino acids)
Source: RefSeq, a predicted model, not a curated record